AUGGCGCCCAAGACGGCGAGCAUGAGCGGAGGAGACUCCGAGCGCGCGGGGUGGGGCAGCCGCGGGCCGGUGGCGACCCUCGUGAACGAGCUCAUCGACGUGCUCCGGCCCACGGAACAAUCCGACAGACGCAGACGAGGAGUCUUCAGGCACAUCGCCUCGCUCGUCGACGGAUGCUUCGCCGGGGAGAACGUGCUGGUCACGGCGUUCGGGUCCGUGCCGUUGCGGACGUACCUGCCCGACGGCGACAUCGACGUGUGCCUCCUGGGACCCCACGAGCUCCUCUCCAGGGACGACUGGACCGUGCGACUGCGAGCGCACGUCGAGCGAGCGGAGGCUGCCGCCGCGGAGGCGAGCAUAGAGCUGGGUUCGCCGGUGGCCGAGUUCGCGGUGUCCGAGAUUCACAUCAUACACGCGGAGGUGAAGCUGAUGAAGCUGAUUUGCGACGGCGUGGUGGUCGACGUGAGCGCGAACCAGUUUGGGGGUUUAGCCGCGUUGGGUUUUUUGGAGGAGGUGAACGCGUUCAUCGGGAAGGGCGAGAUCUUCAAGCGGUCCAUCGUGCUGAUCAAGGCGUGGGGUUUCUACGAGGGAAGGCUGCUCGGCGCGCACCACGCGCUGAUCAGCACGUACGCGCUGGAGACGCUCGUGCUGUACAUCCUCAACAGGUUUCAUAAGGAGCUCUCCACGCCGCUGGAGGUGCUGCACAAGUUUCUGGUGUUCUUCGCCGACUUUGACUGGGACAAGUUCGCGGUCAGCGUCCACGGGCCCGUGCCCCUGGAGGAUCUUCACAAGGUGACCGGUCCGAUCGGUAAACGACCGGAGGUUCACGCGGAGGGUGCGCUGCUCACCCCCGAUUUCAUGUGGCGGAUGAUGGACAAAUACGGCAACGAAUCCGUGAGCGCCAAGUUGGGCGGCGGCGCCGACUCGACCCCGAGGCCAAUGGCGCGUAAGUACCUCAACGUCGUGGAUCCGCUGCUCUCCAGCAACAAUCUCGGCCGGAGCGUGAGCCAGGGUAACGCCAAGCGCAUACGCAAGGCUCUGGCGCUCGGAGCGCAGAGGCUCACCGCGCUGAGGGAGUCGAGCACCGGCGGCGAAUGCUUCGGCGCCGUUCGCAUGCUCGAGCAGUUCUUCGGCAACACCAUGCGUCACAGGCGCCUCGGGCCCAUGCCCCACCUGCCGAUGGCGCCGAGUACCCCGGGCUUCGCGGGCAGGAACCACGCGGACGAGGUGAGCAUGACGCCCGCGAGGUGCCCGAGGACGGGUGCGGUUUCCGUGCUCGCGUCGCCGUCGUCGCCGAGCCAGUACCAGUCGCCGCUGCCCCGGUCCGUCGACGGACAGCCGCCGGGGUCCGCGAGCUCGAGGAUGGCGACCAAGGGGACCGAGGCGCCCGCCGCGAGAACGCGGAGGAAGACCCCGGUCGCCGCCGGCGAGGACGGUGGGGAGGAGGAUGAUGGGGCGGAGGGUGGCGUCGACGGCUCCGUGCCCAGGCGGCUGGAGAUGGGAUCGCCCGAGAAGCGCGGCGGCGGCGGCGGCGGCGGGUCGGACGACGCCGCCGAUGACCACUGGCCGCACCUCGAGCGCGGUGGCACCCGAUGCCCCGUGCUCCAGCGCGCGGAGAACGCGGCGCGCGCGGAGAAGGCUGAGCGCGAUCUCCACGGGGAGGAACGCGGGCCCUUUUGGGGCCGUUGGGAUCCCCUCCCGGCGUCGGAGGCUAUCGCCCAACACGCCAGGGCUUUCGCGUCCGAGGGGUUCCCCGCGCUCGAUGGGCGCGAGGGGACGAAGAGUACCCGGUGCCCCGUGCUCGCGGCGGCUGCGCGGGAGGAGGAGGAGGUGGUCGCGUCCGCCAUACCGUCGGGGUGCCCCUUCCACGCGGCGGCGGCUCGACGGCGGGACUCGGAGGCGGCUCGAUCGGACGGUUCCUCCGACGAGUCGUCGAAGGAGGCCAAGAGCGCGUCGCCCACCGGUCCGUUAUCCGACGGCGACGGUGAAGGCGGCAAGGGCGACGUAUCGAGGGUCCAAGGGUCGGAAAAAGCUCCGGCGGCUCCCGCGGCGCCCCCGCCCCCGCCCGGUCCGCCGCCACCCGGCCAGCGGACCUCGAUGGACGGCGCCCGGGCGCGGAUGCGCCGCGAGAUGAGCUGCCCGACGUUCUUCCCGGAGCACGAGCGGCGCGUCCCGCCGCCGCCGCCGCCCGCGCCGCCGGUUAAGCCCGGGCCGGCGGUGCUCCCCGCCGGGUCCGGGUCUGGCGGCGUCUCGGACGUCUUCACCGGCGACCUCGAGGCCAUAUGGAGCCACCUCCAGUUCGGCCGGGCGUACCAUCACCUCGCCAUCGUGCAAAUGCGAGCGUUCGAGGCUAUGGGCGGCGACCCUCGCGCGUUGCAGCAGCACAGGUUUGGCGGGUUCAACAACGGCGGCGGCGGCGGCCGCAGGGGCGCGGGUGGCGCGGCGGCUUUCAACAGGCGCAACAGCCGGGACGGCGGCGGUCGGGGCGGCCACGCGAGGAGCGGCAGCUGGGGCGCGCCCGGCGGCGGCGGCGGCAAGCCCGGCCAACCCCCGCCGCCUCCAGGCGCGCCGACGCUCGAGCAGUACGGGCAGCGCAGGCCCGCGAGGCAGAGCAGGCAGAGCUGCGUGAGCGAGGGGUCCGACGAGAGCUCCGAGGAUGCCUCCAGGAAGCCGGGCGCGGUGCACCACCACCAGCAGCAGCAGCAGCAACAACAGGGGAGGCGCAGUCGCGACGGGCGGGGCGGUCGCGGCGGCGGCGGCGGAAAAAGCGGCGGCGGGUCGUCCAUCGUCGAGGAGGCCCCCGCCGGCAACUGGAGCAAGGCGGUGUCGUCGAAGACGUCGGCGGCGGAGAAGGCGCCCGGGAAAGUCGGCGACAGGGACAGGAACGCGGACGCGGAUCCGCCGCCGCUCCCGCCCGGCCCGCCGCCUCCCGGGACGCGAACCUCGAUGGACGGAUCCGGGCCUUUCGCCUCGCCGCCGCCGCCGCCGCCGGAGCAACCGAGGCCGUCGUGGGGACCCAAGAAGACGGCGCCGAUCGACGCCAUCCGCGCGCCUCCGACGCCCCCGCCGGUACCCGCGGAGGACCCGGCGUCCCCGCCGAGGGAGGCGACGCGGUCGCGGCAGCAGCGACCGCCGACCGCGGCUGAGGGACGGGCGGCGGCGGCGAAGGGUCGGCUCGGCGUCGCGCCCAAGGGUUCGUGGUCGUCCCUCGUCGCCGCGGGCGGUGCAUCCGGCUCAUCCGGACCCGCGGAGGGAGGCUUCGCGGAGCGUCGAACGGAAAUCCGCGUCGUCGGACGGGAAUCCGCGUCGGCGCCGCCGUCGCCGGCUCGUCCGCUCGCGGGCGCGUGGGCCAAGGGUAAUGGCAAGGACGUGCUCGCGGCGGCGGCGGAGGCUUCCAGGGCGGCGGCGGCGGCGGCGGAGGCUUCCAAGGUGGCCGCGGCGGCUGCCGCGAUCACGGUGGCGGAGCUUGGCGGUCGGGAUGCCGCCGCGGGUGGUCAAGGCGCGCAAGUCGCUCAGGGUCGAUCUCGCGCGUCGUCGUCGUCGGGUGAUUCCAACUCGGGCGAAAAGGAAAACUCGGCGGAACGAAAGGCGGAUUCGACCGCGCCCGCGAGGGACGGCGACGACGACGAGAGCUACACGCACAAGGUUGAGGAGUUUCCCACGCUGGGUGGCGUCGGGGAUGGCGGCGGCGGCGGCGGCGGCGGCGGCGAGAAGGCUGCGGUUGGCGUCGCGUGGGGUUCCGGCGAGAACCCGUGGUCAAACCGCGGCGGGUCGACGAGGCUACAGACGGGAGGACAGCCCGCGACGUGA
This is a messenger RNA of Micromonas commoda, 3810 nucleotides long. RefSeq lists its product with no specific name. The coding region runs from base 1 to 3810 and encodes 1269 amino acids. The transcript has 2 exons. NCBI's taxonomy places the organism in Eukaryota, Viridiplantae, Chlorophyta, Mamiellophyceae, Mamiellales, Mamiellaceae. The record is from RefSeq and is a predicted model, not a curated record.